CUUUGAGAUAGAGAGGGUUUCCUGGGAAGCUCUGCAGAGCGCUGGCAAUGUGUCUGUCACUGUCUCCAUCUCUCAGCCACUCUCCUGCCUGAUGCUUGUCCUCCAACAGCAGGGGAUCUACCCUCAGAACCCCAAAGGAAUUAAUCUGCAUUUCCAUUCCAUCAACUGGGAUUUUCCACAUGUUUUCAGUGAUGCUGGGAGGUGACAACAACCACUGGAUGACAUCUAAGGAUGCUUCAGGUGAAGCUAAUAAUAACUGGAGAUGACUUCGGCUAUUGUCCUCGGAGAAACCAAGGCAUUGUGGACUGUUUCCUGGCUGGUGCCGUAUCUAACGUGUCCCUUCUAGUCAACGGAAGUGCUGCAGCAGAUGCAGCCGAGCUGGCAAGGAGAUACAACAUCCCAAUAGGCCUGCAUGCCAACCUCUCCGAGGGCUCCCCUGUGUGUGAGGUGCUCAAGACAAACUCUUCUCUGCUCAACCAGCAUGGAUUCUUCCAUGGAAAAAUGGGAUUCAGAACAGCUCUAUCAAAAGGUCUCCUGAAAAUGUCAGAGGUGAAGCAGGAGCUCAAGGCCCAGGUGGAGCUGUUCCGUGAGCUGACAGGUCACCUACCUCCCCACAUGGAUGGGCACCAGCACGUCCACGUUCUCCCAGAGGUCAGGAAUGUGUUUGCAGAGGUUUUAGAGGAGUAUGGGAUUAAGUACACACGUGUGCCCAUAGAGCCAGGCCUUCAUAACUGUGACUGGAUUCCACCAUCCCUGAUGGACUUCUACCUGGGAGUAGAAGAAGAUUCUUUUAACACAGUGGAUGUGUUUACAAAGCAUGGAAUAAGGUGGGCAGACAUUUACAUAGGCCUGAGCACCAUGGGCAGGAACAUGUCUGUCAGCAGCAUCCAGAGUGCCAUCGACAGCGCCGUGCUGCAGCGCCCGCCCAGGGCGCCCCAGAGUGGCACCGUGACCAUCGAGCUGAUGGUGCACCCCGGGUACCCCAGUGUCCCUCCUGUUGGGGGCUGUGGGGAGGGACCAGAUGAUUUCUCACAGUCCUGGGAACGCCUCCAUGAACUCCAGACGUUAAUUAAGCCAGAGCUGCAGAGCCAUUACAAAAGCAGGAACAUUCAGCUGUGUUCAUUCAAAGAUCUUUAAAUAAAUGAGCAUCCAUCCAUCCAUCCAUCCAUCCAUCCAUCCAUCCAUCCAUCCAUCCAUCCAUCCAUCCAUCAUACACUCAUCCUCUGAAGACAGGCAAUUGCUAAUGUCCAGAGAAGCCAGAUCACUGUUAUCAGUGUCACAGUCCCUGGUGCAGCUCACAGAAGCUGUGAACAGCUCACCACUACCCUGUGAGCAGCUCCAGGCAGUACCCCAGAGCCCCAGCUGCCAGUUUUAAGGCCACAACAUCUGCUCAAAAUGUGCCAAACUCCUUCUGUGACACCCCCUCCACAGUGCCCCAGUGCAGCACAGGCUCCCAGGACUCAGCUCCUGCCAGCAAAGGAGCAGCACGGGGACAGACUUGGCUGUGACACUGCAGCACGGCCCCCUGAGGGGUCUGAUCAUUUCUCCUUUCAGACCUGAUGGCAAAACAAGAACCCUGCUGGUGAGUGGGUGCUGCUUUGGCUCACCCACUCAGUGCAGGUCACCCACAGGAGGCCUGGCCACCUUCAGCAUUUGGCUCUCUGAGAGCAGCCAGUCCCUGCCCUGCCUCGUAACUGCUCACUGAUGGUGAGGGCUGCAGGGACAUGUCACCCUCAGAGCCUUCCUCUGCUCGGAGCACUCGGGUCACACUCGUGGCCCUGUGGGGUCUGCAGCCACCUCAGCCACAGGAUUUGUGUCUGCCUGCUCUCGUUGCCUCUUGGUGUUAAGCCCCCCCCAGAAAGUAACAUCAGCUGUAGCCCUUUUGGAGAGGCUUCUUAUUUUUUGGAUGACUUUGCAGGAGCAGCAACUGUUGACCCAUCUGCUAUUUCAGUAACUGCCGUGUGUGAGAGCAGCAGCAACUGGUCCUGCACCACCCACUGCCCCUCAGGACAGCCAUGAGCUGUGCCAGCCACGAGCAUGGCUGUGGCUCAGAAGGUCCCUGUAUUUGUCCCUUGUGUUCCUGUCACCAGAGCAUUCGAACUCCAGCAAGCCCCAGUAGUGCUGAUAUGUUCUUAACUGCAGCCCUGUCGUUCCUGUAAGGACUUUCACGUGGGGAAAUAUUCUUUGCACAAGAGUGAUCUAUUUAACAUAAUUGGUUUUGUUAACCAUAUUUUUAAUAUAAAAAUUAUUAAUAUCAUCAUUAUUCUUUUAAAUGAAAAAUAAACUGAGAUCUUUUCUAUUGCAAAGCUUCA
Molecule: messenger RNA, 2312 nt
Organism: Melospiza melodia melodia
Lineage: Eukaryota; Metazoa; Chordata; Aves; Passeriformes; Passerellidae
Gene: YDJC
Product: YdjC chitooligosaccharide deacetylase homolog
Exons: 6
Coding region: 232-1137 (301 amino acids)
Biological process (GO): carbohydrate metabolic process
Molecular function (GO): deacetylase activity
Source: RefSeq, a predicted model, not a curated record